AUGAGGAGAAGCCAGGAGAACCCUUCGCUUAUGUCCCGAUUACAGGGCCAGAUAUUGAUCAUCCCAGAGCUGCUAGCACGAGUCUACGCGGACUGGGAUGCUGACAGACAUUCUCAUGAAUUGGAUGUUCGAGCCAACAUAGAAGAAUAUUUCCUAAACCGCUGGUGCCCGGAUCGCAAGAAACGCCAACAACUGAUCAAAAGCAAUUCGGCCAUGUUGGCCGGAUACUUCUGGUCCGGCAGUGCUGUUGAAAGAUUCCUUCCUCUGGCCAAGUUCAUGUAUUGGAUGGCUACAAUAGUUCUUUCUCUGGGACGAUGGUACACAACGGCCACAGCCUUGCUAGCCCUUCUAAACCACGCACUGAUACCUUACUUAGAGAUUGAUUGCGGUCGACUUGCAAACGAUGCCAAAGGUACACAAGCUUACCGCGAAAGCACCCUCGCGUUUCUGAAACGCACAUUAGAGCCGGAGAUGCUCGAAUCUGGUUCGAGCUAUGAUGCGGCGGACCAUAAUAGCGGGUGUUUUGACGAAAUAUCCCCCGUCCUGCGAUCUGGGACCACAGUUGAAUCACUUCGCCGGUUCGCAGAUUCCCUCUAUGAAUGUUUUUGGCAGAGGGGGUUUCUCAUCGAAACCAGAUUUGCAUACGACGUUCGGGUCCCGAAUUGGAUCUACGAGGAUUCGCAUAUGCGAAGCAUGUUUCGCGAAACGGCCAUCUCCUGCAUCAUACUGCGUCAGAUGGCGGGUCAACUCGACAGUCUCAUCCCACUGAAGAUGCUGCGCGAUCCUUCUCUGAGUGCGCAAGACGCUAUGAACGAGGCAUGCGCAGAUUUGAUCCAAUCGAAAAGAGUCUUUCAGGAAGCCGAGUCGUCACUGUCGGAUAGUGACGAGUUCAGACAGCUGAGCGCAGCUACCAAGGCCGACGUUCGCAUGCUCCUCACGGGAUGCAAGAAUAUGAUGGUGGGCAACGUUAAGUGGUCGAUUCCCAAGAUCGCGUUAUUCGGCUCCACCUAUGAUACCGUCCCCGCACCCAUUAUGUCAAGGAGAGGCAUCCAGGAAGCCUUGGUUCUCUAUCUAUUUUACGUUAUCGAUUGGUAA
Messenger RNA from Aspergillus aculeatus ATCC 16872, 1095 nucleotides. RefSeq lists its product as uncharacterized. NCBI's taxonomy places the organism in Eukaryota, Fungi, Ascomycota, Eurotiomycetes, Eurotiales, Aspergillaceae. The record is from RefSeq and is a predicted model, not a curated record. The transcript is spliced from 8 exons. Bases 1 to 1095 code for a protein of 364 amino acids.